GUCAGAUCAUAAACUAAAAGAGUCUCCGACUGUACUGAUUAUAUUGACUAUCGGACACUAAAUUUAAAUGAGAAAAAUUCCCUGACCGUCGAUAUGAAUAUACAAGAAGCGUAAUGUAAGAAUGAAGAAACACUUUAUAGAAAUCCUAUACAGAGAUGUUACUGCUAAAGAUUUGAAUCGCUUUGUUUCUAUUUCAAGUAGCUCUCUGUUUUCUUUUCUCCUUUUCUAUGUUUUGCGAGUGGUGAGAGGGAUUUAAUGUAACAUGUAUUAAGAAUUAAAAAUGGAGAAAUAUUCAGACAGUGCUAUAUCGUACUCCUUAAGUAUCUAUCUUCAUUUUUAAUUCUUAUAUAUACACAUAUGUCACACACUUGGAAAAAGAAAUUGCAAACACGCACAUAUAAGUGUGUGUUCUCUAAAUAUUCAUACUCUACACAUAUUAAAAACGUUAAUUAUAAUUUAUUAUUCAAAAACUCCAACUUUUUUUUAAAAGAAUAACUUGAAAAUUUGUCAUCUACUUGAAGGUUGUUACUAAUAAUACAGGGGGUCGAAAAGUGAGCAAAUUUACUAGGUUAUUGACCAAUAAGAUCAUAGAUAUUUUAGUAAAUUUGCGCACUUUGGUAAUUUUUUCACUCUAUUGCAUGAUACACAAUCGACCCCCGUCCCCCGUUGGACAUUUCAGGUGUAUUCUACAUUAAUUGACAAUUAGGUUUUUUAAGAAAACAAUACAUUGCAAUAAUGGAUGAUACAAAGUCGCCGCCAAACAUCGAAGAUAUUUGUCAAUUAGAACGACAAUUUCGCGAAAAGUUGUACGAGUUACAAAACGAUAUGGAUACUGUGCAAGUGAUGCAAAAAGAACUUGUGGAAACUCGCCUCGCUUUAUACAGUAGAGAAUUAGAAUUGGAAAAAGAGCGUACAAUUUCUCAUGAGUUAAGAAUGCAAUUGAAAACAGCUAUGGACGCCGUGAAUGAGUUGCAACAACAACAAACGAAAAAUCAGAUUAAUAGCGUUCAAUUACAAGUCAAGUGCGACACGAUAGCGAAACAGUACGAUUCUAUGAUGAAUCAAGUCACAAGCGCGAAGAUGCACGAGAUGGAAUGUAAAAUCAAAAUACAGAGUUUAGAGGAGAAUUUACACUAUAAAGAUCUAAUCAAUAAGAAAUUGAAACAAACACUGAAGGAGCUCGAACAUAAUAAUUUGCGCGCUACUACUACUGUCGAUCGUAAAAUCGUAAAACUUAAAGAAGAACAUCAACAUCUUCAGAAAUCUUGUGAAGCGGUUAUUCAUUUUAAUCGACGUUUACAAACUGUGGGCUUGUGUGCAUAUGCGAUACAUCAAAAGGAUAAAGCAAAAAUUAAGGAUCUGCUAUGUAUGCUAGCUUCGAUGUCGGUCAAAAAUAUAGAAUUCGUGGAAAAAUUUAUAAAUUGCGAUAUUCAUCCGGAAAUAAAAAAAUUGCUUUCGCAAUCUACGUAAAAAUCAUAGAACAGGAUAG
Messenger RNA from Linepithema humile (Argentine ant), 1489 nucleotides. RefSeq lists its product as uncharacterized. The record is from RefSeq and is a predicted model, not a curated record. Lineage: Eukaryota; Metazoa; Arthropoda; Insecta; Hymenoptera; Formicidae.